AUGAGUACUGAUUUUGAUAGAAUUUAUUUGAACCAAUCUAAAUUCAAUGGUAGAUUCCGUAUAGCGGACUCUGGUCUGGGUUGGAAAGUGUCUACUAGUGGUGGUUCUGCAUCUAAUCAAGCAAAAGCACCAUUUUUACUACCAGCCACUGAAUUAUCCACGAUUCAAUGGAGUAGAGGCUGCAGAGGUUAUGAGUUAAAGAUUAACACUAAAAAUCAGGGAACUGUGCAGCUAGAUGGAUUUUCUCAAGAUGAUUUUAAUCUUAUCAAAGGUGAUUUCCAUCGUAGAUUUAAUAUACAGGUAGAGCAUAAAGAGCAUUCGCUGCGUGGUUGGAAUUGGGGUAAGACUGAUUUGGCUAGAAACGAGAUGGUUUUUGCUUUGAAUGGUAAGCCAACUUUUGAAAUUCCUUACUCAAGAGUCAAUAACACUAAUUUAACCGCUAAAAAUGAAGUCGGUAUUGAAUUCAAUAUACAAGACGAAAGCUAUCAACCUGCAGGAGAUGAACUGGUUGAAAUGAGAUUCUAUAUUCCCGGUGUAAUUGAAAAUGACGAAGAAGGUAUCAAGAAAGAAGGUAUUAAGGAAGAAGUCGAAAAUGGUGAAGGUAUGGAAGUUGAUCAAGAGGAAGAAAAAACUAUCGCAGAAGCUUUCUAUGAAGAAUUGAAAGAAAAAGCUGAUAUUGGUGAAACUGCCGGUGAUGUUAUUGUUUCCUUCCAAGAUGUUUUCUUCGCAACACCAAGAGGCCGCUAUGAUGUCGAUAUUUACAAAGAUACUAUUAGAUUGAGAGGUAAGACUUAUGAAUACAAACUACAGCAUCGUCAAAUUCAAAGAAUUGUUUCAUUACCUAAAGCAGAUGAUAUUCAUCAUUUAAUUGUUUUGGCUAUUGAACCACCUUUGCGUCAAGGUCAGACAACAUAUCCAUUUUUGGUGAUGCAGUUUCAAAAAGACGAAGAAACUGAAGUUCAAUUGAACCUGGAAGAUGAAGAGUAUGAAAGCAAUUAUAAGGAUAAAUUGAAAAAGCAAUAUGAUGCAAAGACUCAUAUCGUCAUUUCACAUGUUUUAAAGGGUCUAACGAACCGUAGAGUGAUUGUUCCAGGGGAAUAUAAAUCAAAAUACGAACAAAGUGCAGUUUCUUGUUCUUACAAAGCCAAUGAAGGUUAUUUAUAUCCAUUAGACAACGCUUUUUUUUUCCUCACAAAACCAACGCUAUAUAUUCCAUUUUCAGAUGUGAGUGCCAUAAAUAUAUCGAGAGCAGGUCAAGGCUCAACUCUGUCAAGAACAUUUGAUUUAGAGGUAGUCUUACGUUCUAAUAGAGGUACCACCGCGUUUGGUAAUAUCAGUAAGGAAGAACAACCGCUAUUAGAGCAAUUUUUAGAAUCAAAGAAUUUGAGAGUUAAAAAUGAGGAAAAAGAAGCCCAAACAAGGUUACAAAAUGCUCUGGGCUCAGAUAGUGAUGAUGAAGAUCUUAAUAUGGGAUCAGCCGGUGAAGAUGAAGAGUCUGUAGAUGAAGAUUUCCAAGCAUCUUCAGACGAUGAUGAAGAUGUUGCUGAAGAAUUUGACUCUGACGUACCUUUGAGUGAUAAUGAGGGCAGUGAUGAAGAAAGGCCAAACAAGAAGGUCAAGACUGAAUAA
Molecule: messenger RNA, 1629 nt
Organism: Kazachstania africana CBS 2517
Lineage: Eukaryota; Fungi; Ascomycota; Saccharomycetes; Saccharomycetales; Saccharomycetaceae
Gene: POB3
Product: FACT complex subunit POB3
Exons: 1
Coding region: 1-1629 (542 amino acids)
Cellular component (GO): FACT complex; nucleus
Molecular function (GO): nucleosome binding; DNA binding; histone binding
Source: RefSeq, a predicted model, not a curated record